GCUCCUGGGCCCACUUCCAAAUGGGCCCAAAUUUCGUUUACGGUCAACUGUACACUGCUUUAUCGAGAGUGGCGCCUUGAGGAGUCGAUGCAACCUGCCCAUUCGCGUCAUCAAAAUAAACAACAUCCUCCCGCAUGCUGAGGUAUAUUAUUGUUGCCACUCGCAUAUCGCUAACCGUAAUUACUCUAGUCUCUUAACGGUAACCUGAAUAAUAUCCUUCCAAAGUAUCGAUUCAAAUGAGGCUAGGAUGAUUGCAAACAGAGAGUGAAAUACGAGCCUAUAGGCUCCGCGUUAUCCAUUUCUGCCGGUCACCGCUCAUGCGAAAUGGAACGACGGGAACCAAGAAUUCAGCCUGGCCGUCCUUUCAAACUAUAUAAUGAUGCUGGACAGCAAAAGACUCCAAAUUACUGAUGUCCCGCUUCACAGCGACCACUUUGCGCUGUGCACUGCGUCACUUUGAGACUGCUUGGCUUUUCACAAGAUCUGACCUCAAGACAACAAUUUUUCCCGUGAUGAUAUUUACAACUGUUGUAUCUCCUCGCCACAACCCGCUAGACCUAUCUUGCGCUCUCUGCUGGCUCUGGUUCCAUCUCUUUCAAUUUAAUGCAUCUAACCAAUCCUACUCUGCGCAUGAAGACAUCUUGAACAAACCAUGGCGUCCUGUGCCGUCCGGGCGCAUUAGCGUGAAGGAUUCUCGUGCAUUGCGCUGGGGACUCAUGGUUAUCUGCCUAGGCUUUUCAUCCCUUUUCAGCUUAGAUGUCGUUAUAACCAGUGGGGUUUACACCGUGUUCCUGAUCAUGCAUGACGAUUUUCAUCUCAGUCACCAUCCAAUUUUCAAGAAUUUAUGCAGCGCAGGAGGUUAUGUGACAAAUGAACUCGGUUCUUCGUUGAUUCUGUCAAGGGAAUCUUCACUCGACAGAACGAGCAUAAAAGCACUUUUCUGCAGCGCACUUGUCAUACUUCUGACGAUCCAUGCGCAGGAUUUUGCCGACGUCAAUGGUGAUCGCAGGUCAGGACGACGAACACCGCCGAUUGUAGCGCUAGAAGGAUCUCGUAUCUACAUGCUUUGUGCACUUCCGCUAUUUUCUUUUGCGCUUGCCUCAUUUUGGAGUUUGGGCCCUUUUUCCACUGUUCUUUUUGUUUCUAUGGGUUCUUGGGUCGGAAUUCGCUACUUUCUCUUCCGCGACGAGAUUUGUGACCAGUCAAACUACCGCCUGUAUAACAUAUGGCUCAUGGGCGUUCAUCUUUUGCCAGCUAAUGUGCAUUUUCGUGCAUUGGCAUGGUAGUACCUCGUUGCGUCAUGGUGGGGAAGCAUUCUAGAUGACUUCCCUCUCAGAGGAAACAUCGGUGAUAGGUCACUUGCCAAUUGCAUGGCAUGGCUGCCACUAGUAUAAUAUAUGUGCACUCAAUUUAGGCAUCCGUUUUACAUGCAUAAUAAUUUUACAUCUGC
Molecule: messenger RNA, 1450 nt
Organism: Suillus subaureus
Lineage: Eukaryota; Fungi; Basidiomycota; Agaricomycetes; Boletales; Suillaceae
Product: UbiA prenyltransferase family
Exons: 4
Coding region: 411-1286 (291 amino acids)
Cellular component (GO): membrane
Molecular function (GO): transferase activity, transferring alkyl or aryl (other than methyl) groups
Source: RefSeq, a predicted model, not a curated record